AAAGCAAGGCAAGGCACGGCAAGGCAAGGCAAGGCAGCGCGGUCCCCGCAGCCGCAGGGAUGGUGCCCGCGGGGACCGAGGCCACCCCGGCCCGCCGGUGAGGUGCCCGCCGCCCGCCCCGAGCCCCGAGCCCGGACCACGAUGAACAAACUGACCUUCCACAACAACAGAGUCAUGCAGGACCGCCGCAGCGUUUGCAUCUUCCUCCCCAACGACGACUCCCUCAACAUCAUCAUCAACGUGAAGAUUUUGUGCCACGAGUUACUGGUGCAGGUGUGUGACCUCCUGAGGCUGAAGGACUGUCACCUCUUCGGGCUCAGCGUCAUCCAGAACAAUGAGCACGUGUACAUGGACCUGGCCCAGAAACUCUACAAGUACUGCCCCAAGGAGUGGAAGAAGGAGGCCAGCAAGGUCAGCGGUGAGGUCUUGCAUGGAGAGCUGACGGCAGUAAGGCCACCUCUGUCCCCAUCGCAGGGGAUCGACCAGUUUGGCCCCCCAAUGAUCAUCCAUUUCCGAGUGCAGUACUACGUGGAAAACGGCAGGCUGAUCAGCGACCGGACGGCACGCUACUACUACUACUGGCACCUGCGGAAGCAAGUGCUGCACUCGCAGUGCGUGCUGCGCGAGGAGGCUUAUUUCCUCCUCACCGCCUUCGCCCUCCAAGCCGACCUGGGCGACUUUAAGCGCAACAAGCACUACGGGAAGUACUUCGAGCCCGAAGCCUAUUUCCCCGCCUGGGUGGUUGCAAAGAGGGGCAAGGACUACAUCCUGAAGCACGUUCCAAACAUGCACAAGGAUCAGUUCGCCCUGACGGCCUCCGAAGCCCAUCUCAAGUACAUCAAGGAGGCCGUCCGGCUGGAUGACGUAGCUGUGCACUACUACAGGUUGUACAAGGACAAAAGGGAGGUAGAGGCCUCCCUGACGCUGGGGCUGACGACGCGGGGCAUCCAGAUCUUCCAGAACUUGGACGAAGAAAAGCAGCUCCUCUACGACUUCCCCUGGACGAACGUGGGGAAACUGGUGUUCGUGGGUAAGAAGUUUGAAAUCCUGCCGGACGGGCUGCCCUCGGCCAGGAAACUCAUUUACUACACGGGCUGCCCGCUGCGCUCCCGUCACCUCCUGCAACUGCUCAGCAGCAGCCACCGGCUCUACAUGAACCUGCAGCCCGUCCUGCGCCAGGUCCGCAAGCUGGAGGAGAACGAGGAGAAGAAGCAGUACCGCGAGUCCUACAUCAGCGACACCCUCGACCUGGACAUGGAGCAGCUGGAGAAGCGCUCGCGGGCCAGCGGCAGCAGCGCCGGCAGCAUCCGGCACAAGCGCCUCUCCCGGCACUCCACCGCCAGCCACAGCAGCUCCCAUACCUCCGGCAUCGAGACCGACCCCAAACCCAGGGAGAUGGGACCCGAGGACGGCUUCUCGGGCGCCGGCGCCCACCGCAAGCUGAAGACCUGCAGCUCCAUGACCAGCCAUGGCAGCUCCCACACCUCCGGAGUGGAGAGCGGUGGGAAGGACCGGCUGGAGGAGGAUUCCCAGGAUGAUGAAAUCGAGAUGCUGGUGGAUGACCCCCGGGAGCUGGAGCAGGCUGGCGAGAUGGAGGUGAGCCCCGACAUGUGCGUCUACAUCACGGAGGACAUGCUGCUGUCGCGCAAGUUCAACGGGCACUCGGGGCUUAUCGUGAAAGAGAUCAGCUCCUCCACCUCCAGCUCCUCGGAGACGGUGGUGAAGCUGCGAGGGCAGAGCACCGACUCCUUACCCCAGACGACAUGCAGGAAACCGAAGACGUCGACGGACCGGCACAGCCUGAGCCUGGAUGACAUUCGGCUCUACCAGAAGGACUUCUUACAGCUGGCCAACCUGUGCCAGGAUACGGCCCAGAGCUACACCUUCGGCUGUGCCCAUGGGCUGGAGGAGGAAGGGCUCUACUGCAACGGCUGCUUGGCCCAGCAGUGCAUCAACAUCCAGGAGACCUUCCCCGUCAAAAGAACCAGCAAAUACUUCUCCUUGGAUCUCACCCACGACGAAGUCCCCGAGUUUGUCGUCUGAGCGCUGGCGGGGGGUGGCAGGACCGGCUGCCCGCCCUCGGGGGGGAAGGCUGGGGCUCCCUGCCCCGCAUCGGGGGCCGUCGAUGCCGCCUUCCCCCCCAGCCCCGCAGCGCUUCCCUGGCAAACCGAGGCCGUGGAAACCAUUGCACUCGGAGGAUCGCCCCGACGGCGGGCGGGAUGGAGACCCCCGGGCAUGGCGGAGUCCUGCCGGCGGUCCUCCAAGCAUCCUUUCUCCUCCGGACGAGUUAGUGCCAAACCCAAGUUGUCUUAUUUCAACUGCGAGAAGCACAACUCGUCUGAGCUAGCAGAAGCCAACUCGUGUUUUCUCAUUGCCUCGUGGCGAGGUGACCUCUUCUCCUCCUUGCCCCCAUCCUCAGCGCUGCCGGCGGCUCCGGCGGUGGCUCGGUGGCAAGCGACGCCGGAGAGAAAAGCGCCAGACUGUUGUGUUCAAGUCAAGCCAAAGAAAUGUAAAUACCCUAAAGGCCAGUAUGGGAAGGGAGAAUUAAGCAAUAACCAGCCGGGGAUCUCCAGGCACAGGUGAUGCACCGUGGAGGAAGGCCGGCGGCUGCUGGGGCAGAGCAUCAACCCAGUUCUUCCAAAAAAACCACGUGCUGGAGGUCAGGCCAGAGCGGUCCCAGCGAGGUGGAUGGCAGCUGGGAGCUCUCAGAGCCAUUUGCAGCUUGUUUUUUUUUUUUUUUUUUCUUUUUUUAAGAGAAAAAAAACCCCAAACCAAAAAAAAAAAAACCCCACCCAAGAAAAACAAAAGCAGAGGAGAAUGGAAAGGAAUAGGUCAUUUGUAAGGAUAUUGCAAUAAUGCAUCCCGAACUUUGAAUAUAUAGAGAUUACAUAUAUAAAUAUAUCGAGGUAUGUAUGUUUAUAUAUGUCUGGAUCUUAUAGACCCAUUUGUGUUUUACUUCUGCUCUAAAAUACCUUUUAUACAAAGGAUCUGCCUCUCUUCUUUAAUGAACCAUAUAAACAAUCAUAAUUUUUUCUAAGCAGUAAGGUGAGAAAACAGACUUUCCUCUCAAGAAGAAUAUGUAUGCAACUGCAUUGUAAGUGUGGCUCUUCCCGGUGCAGUCUCCGUUGUAUUUUACCAAGGCUUUUCAUGCGUCUUUAAGUCUCUUACAGUUUGAAUAGUUCUGCUAAAGGAUGAUGGUGAUGUGCUAGAAAAACCCAAGUGCGGCUUCUGAGUGUGUCCUAGGGAAGCCAGCCUGCCCAGGUGUAACAUUUACCAUCGGUACCAGAGGGUAAAGCAUUACAGCAGCUAAUAUUCACAGCACAAUGCCUUUUUAGUCGGUAUUUUUAAUUAGAGUUUAGCUAUUGACAGCCAAAGUUUUGCCAUAUUUUGAUAUACCACCUUUUUUUAACUGGAAACUUUUCUUAAAAAAAAAAAAAUUAUUUUAUAAAUAAGCACAAUCUUAUUUUUAUAAGAAAUGUUGGGGAAGGGAGCCGAGAAGAGGGAACUGGUACCAAAAGAAAAGGAGCAUAGCUAUUGGCACAGUGCAAAAAAGCCUCAGUCUUAUUGCGAUAUGGGAGCUGGUAGGGGAGAGCAUCGGGCACUGCCGUGGCUCUGCGCUGCGGGACCGUGGCACCGGCACAGCGUGUCCCCACCCCAGAGCGUGGUCUCACCCGGCACGAGGGCCCGGCGACGCUGGAUAUUAUGGGAAAAUAACGUAGGUAGCCAAACGCUGGCAGGGUGAGCAGGAGGCUGGUGGUCCCUAAAGCCUCUCUUUAUCUCCCCUAAAGCCACCCAGUGCAGCCGGGGGGAUGCUGCCCGGCGGCUCAGGGCUAUGUGCCCCGCUUUGGUUUCAGGGGGACCCCAGCAAACACCCCAAAAGCCUCUUUUGUGGGCACCGCAUCCCGGGCUGGGAUGCCGGGGUUUGCUAGCAGCAGCCCCACUGCAGACCCCCAUCCACGGGGUUUGCUGUGUGCCGGGGGAUUGGUGCGUGCACCAGCAACGUGGGUCUGCCGUGCUGGAACCCCACGGGCUGGUACAGGCAGGAAAAUCCCCUAAAUUCAUCCCAAGUCUCUUUUUUCCCCCCUCUGCCAGCCUCUGCGAGGCAGCGGGGCUGCAGCACCCAGAUGGGGGGGGUCCUGCUGGCACCCCAUCCGCCGGCGAGCCCCGGGGUUCCUCCGUGGGAC
This is a messenger RNA of Harpia harpyja (harpy eagle), 4184 nucleotides long. RefSeq names its product FERM domain containing 6 (gene FRMD6). The coding region runs from base 142 to 2043 and encodes 633 amino acids. The transcript is spliced from 14 exons. Lineage: Eukaryota; Metazoa; Chordata; Aves; Accipitriformes; Accipitridae. Gene Ontology annotation, cellular component: cytoskeleton; cytoplasmic side of apical plasma membrane. Gene Ontology annotation, biological process: positive regulation of hippo signaling. The record is from RefSeq and is a predicted model, not a curated record.